This is a messenger RNA of Nothoprocta perdicaria, 2667 nucleotides long. RefSeq names its product choline dehydrogenase (gene CHDH). Bases 11 to 1849 code for a protein of 612 amino acids. Gene Ontology annotation, molecular function: flavin adenine dinucleotide binding; choline dehydrogenase activity. NCBI's taxonomy places the organism in Eukaryota, Metazoa, Chordata, Aves, Tinamiformes, Tinamidae. The transcript has 7 exons. Gene Ontology annotation, cellular component: mitochondrial inner membrane. The record is from RefSeq and is a predicted model, not a curated record.
CACAAGAACGAUGCUAUUAGUAAAGAUGUCAUAUUUAAUCGGAGUUAGAUGUUACAGCCCUGUGAGUGAAAUGCGCCGAGCAGCGGGAGCGCUCUUGGGAGCACGCGCACUACGGAAGGAGUUGGGCAGCAGGUUUCCAGCCUCGCGCGYGCUCUCUCGGCUUAGUCCUGGCACUGCGAGUUCUCACAACUACGUGAUCGUUGGCGCCGGCUCAGCAGGGUGUGUGCUGGCCAGCAGACUGACCGAGGACCSUCUCAGUACUGCGUUGCUUUUGGAAGCAGGCCCUAAAGACACCCUUCUGGGGAGCAAAAGACUGAUGUGGAAGAUUCACAUGCCUGCUGCAUUAACGUAUAACCUCUGCGAUGAGAAAUAUAACUGGUACUACCACACAAGGCCACAAAAGCACAUGGACAACCGAGUUAUGUACUGGCCCCGCGGCAGGGUGUGGGGCGGCUCCUCGUCCCUCAAUGCUAUGGUGUACAUCCGUGGGCACGCUGAGGAUUAUAACCGGUGGAGCAGGGAAGGGGCUGUGGGAUGGGACUACGAGCAUUGCUUGCCUUAUUUUAAGAAGGCACAGACACAUGAACUGGGACCAGAUCAGUACAGAGGAGGAAACGGACCUCUGUAUGUGUCAAGGGGGAAAACAAACAAUCCUCUUCAUCAUGCGUUCCUGGAGGCAGCCCAGCAAGCCGGGUAUCCAUUCACAGAUGACAUGAAUGGUUAUCAGCAAGAAGGAUUUGGCUGGAUGGAUAUGACUGUACACAAAGGUCAACGAUGGAGCACAGCUAGUGCUUACCUCCGGCCAGCCAUAUCACGCCCAAAUUUGUCAAUCACACAGAAGACAAUAGUAACAAAAAUCUUGUUUCAAGGAACAAAAGCCAUUGGUGUUGAGUAUAUGGAAAACGGGCAAAGCAAAAAGGCAUUUGCCAGUCAAGAAGUUAUUUUAAGUGGAGGUGCCAUAAAUUCUCCACAGCUGCUCAUGUUGUCUGGAAUUGGCAAUGCAGAUGAUCUAAAAAAACUGGGAAUCCCUGUUGUUUGCCACCUUCCUGGAGUGGGCCAGAACCUCCAGGAUCAUUUGGAAGUGUACGUCCAGCAGAAGUGCACCAAGCCUAUUACUCUGUAUAAUGCACAAAAGCCAAUUAACAUGGUGAAAAUUGGUCUAGAAUGGCUUUGGAAGUUUACAGGUGAGGGAGCAACUGCUCAUCUAGAGUCUGGUGGUUUUAUCCGAAGUCAAGCGGGGGUUCCUCACCCUGACAUUCAGUUCCACUUUCUCCCUUCUCAGGUGAUUGAUCAUGGUCGGGUUCCUUCCACCAUGGAAGCUUAUCAGGUCCACGUGGGGCCCAUGAGGAGCACCAGCGUGGGCUGGCUGAAGUUGAAGACUACAAACCCAAAUGACCAUCCUAUCAUUGAACCUAACUAUAUGUCAACAGAAAGAGAUAUUUGGGAAUUCCGCCAGUGUGUCAAGUUGACCAGAGAGAUCUUUGCUCAAAAAGCGUUUGAAAAAUUUUGUGGGCCUGAAAUUCAACCAGGAAACCACGUUCAGUCUGACAAAGAAAUAGAUGCAUUCAUAAGGCAGAAGGCUGAUAGUGCUUAUCACCCUUCCUGCACCUGUAAAAUGGGUCAGCCUGCAGACAGCACCGCUGUAGUGGAUCCCCAAACAAAAGUAAUUGGAGUUGAAAACUUGAGAGUAGUAGAUGCCUCGAUAAUGCCUAGUGUUGUCAGUGGGAAUCUGAAUGCCCCAACUAUUAUGAUAGCAGAGAAGGCUGCGGAUAUAAUUAAGGGGCUCCCACCACUUUGUGAGAGAAAUGUUCCUGUGUAUAGGCCCAAGACCCUGGAAACACAGCGAUAACCAAUGUUUUCAUUCUCUCUCCGCCCUUGCCACUUUGGCUUUUACCAGCAUGUUCSUAUCUCCUGCUGGAGAUGCCCCAAAAAUAAUUGCCAUGCAAAACAGUAUCUCUUUGUUAAAAUAAUUAYGAAUUUGAUCCACUAGACUUUCACUAUCUAAUGAAUUUUUAAAUCAUUUAGUUUAAGCUGUUCAUUUUAGUUUAGCAUGACUUUUGGGGUACUUUUUUUUUUUGGAAGAGAAGCUAUUUCUAAAUGCUGGGUCAGUUGCACAUGUAAGCCAGUUACACUGUAUAAUUGCAUGAAGAUAUUAAUGCACGUUACUUUGAAAAUCACUAUGUUAUGCUCUGUUAGUCAAAGAAAGGAUUUUUAACUCUUGUAAGCAGGUUAGCCAGGAUAACAGCUAGCCAGUAAUCUCCGCAUCCUGCCAACACUAGCUAAGGAAAUGGAAGCAUAUAUUUAAAACUCACCCAUUCCUGAGACUAAGUACGUUGUAUUAGCAUUCCAAGGAGAGCAGGGAACCUAUACGUGUCCAGAAUUUUUAUUUUUUUAAUGGGAACAAUGUAGAGUCUACAAACCCUCACUGAAAGUCAGCUUUAGCCAUACUCAGCAUUCUUACCUAGCAUACAGAAAGAAGAUAUUCAUUGUACUUACCAAACACUUGAAUUAUUUUUCUAAGAAGUGCAGAACAGGAGCUGAUAUUUGUAAAAAGUACAUUGCAAAACUGUCCUUUUGUAUGCAGCUUAGCAGCUUUCCAUUCACCGUCUGAGCUGCCUCAGUCAGACCAGUCUAUCACCAACCGCAGCGCCUGCACAUUCCAUAUCU